Messenger RNA from Mugil cephalus (flathead mullet), 3628 nucleotides. RefSeq names its product quiescin Q6 sulfhydryl oxidase 1 (gene qsox1). Gene Ontology annotation, molecular function: flavin-dependent sulfhydryl oxidase activity; protein disulfide isomerase activity. The record is from RefSeq and is a predicted model, not a curated record. Bases 229 to 2643 code for a protein of 804 amino acids. Gene Ontology annotation, biological process: protein folding. NCBI's taxonomy places the organism in Eukaryota, Metazoa, Chordata, Actinopteri, Mugiliformes, Mugilidae. Gene Ontology annotation, cellular component: Golgi membrane. The transcript has 13 exons.
GUGCUUUUCAUCAGAGGAACUUUGGAGGGAUGAGUUGCUGUGAACGGUGUAACUGAGGGCACCGGUCGCUCGCUGGGCAGUGGGAGGACCCACCACGCAAUACAAGAAGGAGGAGAGGCAAAAAAAAAAAAGUUGUGUCAACUUUUUGUGACAGCCGAGUGAAAAGUGCCCCAGACAGAGCCACGGUUAGCGGCAGCAGCAGCAGCAGCAGCAGCUCGGAGGGGGAAGAUGGCGCAGCGCCGCGGCCGUGCCACGUCUCGGUUUACUGGACAAAUACGAACAUAUGCCAGAGAUGUACCCACGACAUCGAUUUGCCUCUGCUUGUGUCUUGUGCUUUUUCCUUGCGCCGCAGAGGCCGGAUUGUACACCCCUUCAGACCAGAUCGUGUUGUUAGCUCCAGGAAAUGUGGAGUCGUUUUUGGUGAACUCCACGGCCGCUAUGGUUGUGGAGUUUUACGCUUCGUGGUGCGGGCACUGUAUCGCCUUUUCCCCGGUUUACAAAAAACUGGCGAGAGACAUUAAAGAGUGGAAACCAGCUGUGAACCUGGCAGCUAUAGACUGUGCUGCAGAGCAGAACAGGAAAGUCUGCAUCAACUACAUGAUCAGAGGGUAUCCCUCCAUAAAGUUCUUCCCUGCCUACUCCAAGUCUGAUGCUGAAGGAGUGAAUAUUAGAGAAUUUUCUCGUGAUGUCCAAGAUCUCCGUCACAGAGUCAUAGACAUGUUGGAAACCCACAGUGACCCCUGGCCCCCUGCCUGCCCCCCGCUGGAGCCCACCAGCGAAGCAGAGAUCGACAACUUCUUUCAGACCAACAAUGUCAAAUACCUGGCCCUGAUCUUUGAAGAUGCUAAAUCCUACUUAGGCAGAGAGGUAACCUUGGACCUGUUGCAGUUUGACAACAUUGCCGUGCGGAGGGUCCUGAAGACUGAGCAGAGUCUGGUGACCAGACUGGGAGUGACUGAGUUUCCAUCUUGCUACAUCUAUUACCCUGCUGGUAACUUCACCAGACUUAAAGUCUCCUUUGAUGCUCGGACUUUCUACUUUUCUGCCCUCCAGAGGCUGCCAGGGGUGGUGCGCUCAGGGAAGCCUGCGCCAGUUCUCUUGGGCAACAUCACCACCAGCACGGAGGAGCUCUGGAGACCAUUCAACAAGUCCAGGGUAUACAUGGCAGACCUCGAGUCAGCGCUGCACUACUCCCUGCGUGUGGAGCUGGCUGCUCAUAGUGUUAUCAAAGGAGAGGCCCUGACUUCUCUCAAGAAGUACAUCUCUGUCCUGGCAAAGUACUUCCCCGGCCGUCCUAUGGUGAUGAACCUGUUGAGGUCUGUGAACUCCUGGCUACAGAACCAGACUGCUAAUCAGGUUUCCUAUGAGGCGUUUAGAGAGAUCCUGGAUAACUCGGCGCAGGCUCCAGACACAGCGUUGCCUGAAGGGGUAAGGUGGGUGGGCUGUCAGGGUUCACAACCCCAAUUCAGACGUUAUCCUUGUGGGGUGUGGACUCUCUUCCACGUUCUCACAGUCCAGGCAUACAGCGCUGGAGGCUCAGAUCCUUCUGAGGUUCUCAGCGCCAUGAGAGGUUACGUCCACAGCUUCUUCGGCUGCAGAGAAUGUGCCGAGCACUUUGAGAACAUGGCAAGGGACAGUAUGGCAGAGGUGAACUCGCUGACGUCAUCAGUCCUGUGGCUGUGGUCCAGACACAACCGUGUCAACAACAGACUGGCCGGAGCGCUGAGUGAGGACCCAUAUUUCCCAAAGAUCCAGUGGCCAACACCUGAAAUGUGCUCGGCCUGCCACUCGGUGAAAGAUAAUGGGGAGCACAGGUGGGACUUGGAACACCUCUUUCCCUUCCUCCUGUCCUACUUCUCCUCCAGAGAAAUCCUCACAGACUAUCUUGAGAAUGAAAGCCAAAUUCUGGAAAAGCAGAGGGAAAAACAUGCGGGUCAGCAGCAAGACUUAGCAGCUCAGAAGCGUGCAGAGCGGAAAGUCAGAGGGGCAGUGGAUCUUCCAACAUCACAGCCCACUGUGCAAGAAGAGGAGGAAGAAGAAGAAGGGCCACAGGAUGAGGAAGAGGGAGCACAAGCUGGAGCAAGUGAGAUGAAGGGUAAGACAUCUGAGCCAACACCCUGGGCCGUACCUGAAAUGGAGAUAGGUCGUGGUCGGCGACAGCCCCACAAGAGGCCGAGCAUUGUGGGAAUGAGGAUACGAGAGGCGAAGGAGGACAUCGUGGAUCUUGACUCACAAGCCAACAGGUAUUACAAGGCUGGGGUCCCUCAGCUUGAUGCUGCCAGCCGGGUAAAACAACGCACCCUGCAGAGGGAGAAGGAGCAGGAGCCCCGGCCCAUGGUCGGCCUCGGCAUGGAGCUGGAUGCAGGACUUGGGAUGAUGGGUCUGGAGCUGAUAGACGCAGACUUAAAGCUGGAUGUGGGGCAGAAGCGUCAGAAACGAGAACUGAUAGGCCAGUACUACGGCAGGGAGGCAGAGUUGACCCAAAAGGGAGGCUUGAUAUCUUUGCUCGGCAUCGGAUUCUCAAAACUGGACGUCGGCCUGUGUGUCGUUCUUUACGUCCUUUCCUCGAUGUGUCUUCUAGCCAUGUACCUUUUCUUCAAAAACCGCUUCAGGUUACAGCGAGUUAAAUUUGCCUUACCGUAAGUCAAAAUAGCAUAUCUCACCUGAGUCACAGCAGUGACUAGCAUCCAUUAGGUACAUGUCACUUAAGUUUGAUUGAUACUGUCAAGGGAUGCGCCAAGAUUAGCGCAGUCCUCUUAACUGUUACCCACAGCUAAAGUAGGGAACGGCCUGUUUCACUUUAAAAGCCGCCAGUGUGUUGUGUUAGAGAGGAGGAGAAGGGAAAAUUAGCAGAUUACUUUCCAAAUCAGGGUAGUUAUGUAACCUGAUACUUCAUCUGGCCUCCCGGGCUUUUCAGGGAGCGCCUCAGCUGUGACUAAAUGAAGAUGUACAUUUCCAUUCGCGUCUGUUUGGGUUUGGCGCCUCCACUCAACUUGUUCUUUUGAUUCUGAUUGACCACUUAUGAAGGAUAAAAUGAAAUUGAGUAGAAGAUGGAAGAAUGUUUUAAAUUUGUAUGGAUUAUAAUGAGUGAUUUUUUUUGUUUGUUUUGUUCAUGCUUUACUGAAGUUCUAAUUGUAAGUAUUCUUUUAAGAUUUCUUCCAUAAUUUUGCAGUAGGCUGAAGACUUUUACUACCUACUAUCUUGUUGGCUGUUAAAUUACAGAUGGAGUAUUUUCCUUCUCCAGUUGGUCACUGGGUGUGUUCUUACAGCCUCUCAUUUAUGAAGUAGACUGUCAGUUCUUGAAAAUAUGUUGUGGAAGGUACUGAUAUUUGCGAUACAUUGAUCACUGUGACAGGACCAGAGCAGAUCAGUCUUGUAAGUUGUCCUACAUAACACUGAGCUUUACGUAAUGUCUUUGAAUAUUACAUCACACUGCUGAGUCCACAUAAUAGCUACUCUUGAUGAAGUGUUGUGGAGCCCAAACGUGUUCACACUGGACAAGGAUUUAGAAUAAGCAGGAUUGUUUUUGGCUUGUGUCCACAGUGAACAGCUUCUGCUGGUUGUCUCAAAAACACUGUGUUUUCCUGUUUGCUUCUGCCUGAAUCAAUAAAAUUAUUUUUGUUAAGGA